AGUAACCAUGCGGAUAGCUCAGCUGCUCCUAUCCACAGUGUGUGUGCUUCUCCUGUCUGGGAUGUGUAUCUUUGGAGAGGGCUUUUCAAACAGUGCUGCUAUCAAGGGCACACCAGAGCCCUGCUGUGAUGGGUGCCCCCCUGGAACUUACAAGACAGGCACCAGCAAUCUGUGCACUAAUUGUUCACUGGGUACAUUUUCUUCAGAGUGGAACGCUGACAAGUGUAAGCCAUGCCAUUGCAAGGAAGAUAAUUAUCUGCAGUGCAAUGCUACCAGCAAGGAAUGCCACUGUAAAACUGGCUAUGUCUACAAGAAUCCUGAACAUAGUCGCUGUAUACCAAUGGAGAAUUGCAAGAGAGGGACUGAACUUAAAAGAUCAGGCACUAUAACCUAUACAUAUACAUGUGAACAGUGUAUGAACAAUACCUUUUCGGACACAGAAGCAGGCACCUGCAAGCCAUGGACUGAUUGUCAGGCUUUGGGUCUGAUUACAGUCACCCCUGGUAACCAUACCCACAAUGCAAAGUGCGGAUGUGAGAAUGAUACCAGAUACCAAACCAUUACUGUGGUGGCUGCAUGGAUUUUAUUUAUUUUCUCCUUGAUACUUCUUUCUGUGAGUGUCUUGAUAUGGAAGGCUCAAUGUAAGAGCUGGACAAUGAUGACUAUUGCAGAAGCAGGUCUCGAUCCAUUGUUGAAAGAAAGAUGCCAACCGGAAGAUGCCUGUAGCUGUCAGAUAUCAAAAGAGGAAAGUGGAGACAAGUCAGUAGAGGAUGACAAUAUAAAAAGCCACAUUAUAGGUGCAUAGGAUCCGAGUUAGAAGAGCGGCCGGUGGCAAAAGCAUACCUCAGACAAGGAGUGAAGUUUUGAUUGGUCUUCAGAAACCUCAGCAGCCUCUGUAUGAUAUCAGAGGAAAAUCAACUUCCAAUUGGCUUUUAAAACAAUUUGUAUGAACAAAAUCUUCGGUUGGACGAACAACUUUACCAAUGUCCUAAUUUAAUACAUUUUUGAAGGCUAACCACUUUUAAGUCGAACAUUUAAACCUUUAGUUUAUGGGUUAUAAAUAAUGGAUAUUACCUGUCAAAAAACAACAUUAUGGGAUUAUUAAUAAUAACAGUUAUGGAAUGUGAACCCAUUGGCAAUAAACCUUAUAGUUCAUUUUCCACAUGAAGUGUCAUUAACAUUAAAUAAAUAGCUGAGGAAUACCUUGAA
Molecule: messenger RNA, 1209 nt
Organism: Polyodon spathula (Mississippi paddlefish)
Lineage: Eukaryota; Metazoa; Chordata; Actinopteri; Acipenseriformes; Polyodontidae
Product: tumor necrosis factor receptor superfamily member 18-like
Exons: 7
Coding region: 8-805 (265 amino acids)
Biological process (GO): positive regulation of cell adhesion
Cellular component (GO): external side of plasma membrane
Molecular function (GO): protein binding
Source: RefSeq, a predicted model, not a curated record